This is a messenger RNA of Truncatella angustata, 1138 nucleotides long. Its product is annotated as glutathione S-transferase. Lineage: Eukaryota; Fungi; Ascomycota; Sordariomycetes; Amphisphaeriales; Sporocadaceae. Bases 444 to 1106 code for a protein of 220 amino acids. The transcript is spliced from 2 exons. Gene Ontology annotation, cellular component: cytoplasm; nucleus. The record is from RefSeq and is a predicted model, not a curated record. Gene Ontology annotation, biological process: translational elongation.
CCUGUGUCAUUAUAGGUCAUGGCACCGUUGUUCUCUGUUUCGAGACUAAUGCGAGGCACUGACGUCCUAUGUUCUCAUACCAGUGUCCAGUUGGAAUUCUAGUUCGUGGUGACCCCGUGGGUGGAAACGAGGACGCUUAGAAAUCAACGAAUUGUACAAGUACAGCAGGCAUGCAGGGAUCAUUGGGAAGAGAUAUUCGAAAAUCUAAGAAUAUAUGACGAUGGGGCUAGCGAUGGAGCCUCAGUCUGUAUGCUGCUGACUGACCGAGAGAGCAAUUACGACGUGGGGCGAGGAUGCUAUAGAAUUCUGCCGCAGCUGACUGCCGAAAACAAGUCAAGCAUUACGAUAGAUUUUUGGGCUUAAGAGAUCCCGUGCAGUCUGCCGGCUCCUAAUUGAGCUUUUACUUUUUACUUAUCAACUUGUCCAACGAAUGAUCCGUCAAAAUGAGCUCCCUAGGUACUAUUUGGACCUACCCGUCCAACCCCAGAGCGAUGAAGAUCGAAGCCGCUGCAGCCAUGAAUGGUCGGACGGUCGAAUAUGCCCCCAAUUUUGUCAUGCAAAAGACCAAUAAAACGCCCGAGUUCCUUGCCGACUUUCCUCUGGCGCGCGUUCCGACCUUCAAGUCAGCUGGGGGUCUCACACUCUACGAAUCAGACGCCAUCGCCCUGUAUGCCGCUGAGAGUGGCGGGGCAUGUGAGCAGCUUCUGGGUACGAGUGUCGAUGAGCGCGCCGUCGUUCGUCAAUGGAUCGGAUUUGCCGACCACGAACUGUUCGGACCGCUCACGACCCUGAUCCUGUGGCGAUAUGGAAUGGGUCAUUUUGAUGAAAACGCCGAGAAAAUUGCGCUGCAGCACCUGGUUUCCUCGCUCGACGUGGUGGAGAGACAGCUGCAGGGUACGCAGUAUAUCGCUUCCGAGAAACUAAGUCUGGCAGACCUUUCGAUGGCGGCGGCGAUGUACUGGGGUUUCGGCCAGGUCGUGGACAGGAAAUUGAGGGGCAGAUAUACCCGGACCACGGAGUGGUACCUCCGAGUGAUCCAGGACAAGCGCAUUAAUUCUGCUUUUGGGGAGGGAGAUUUUAUUGAGAUCAGAAAGGAGCGCCCUUGAGUAUCACUUGAGAGGUUAAACAAAUAUUACAG